AGGAAACGUUGGCACGCAGCCAUGGGCCUGGCUCGUGCCUUGCUGAAUGGACGCCCAAUUGGCACACGUGCCUUGGCUGUGACUUUUCACCUCUAUGACACCGACAAGGACUGCGUCUUUCGUCUGGGCGAGAUCAUGUUGCUCAUCAAGGAGGUCUAUGCUGCCAUGAUUCAAGAUACCGGCCUGGCCGAAGGAGCAACGAUGGACUUGGCCCUGCAAUCUGCCAGCUCGCGCAUCCCUACGGAGCUUCUCUUUGAGAAGGCCUUGAUCUUCCGUAGGCAAUGCGAUCAGAGCAACGACGGACGCAUCUCGAAGGGUGAAUUUGCCGCCUUCGGACACCAAGCUUUGCUGGAAGCAGUGACCAUUUGAGCGGCGACGAGUGAGUUCACCAAAACCUUGGUGUCCAAAAAAAAAUAGAGGAUCCGUGGCUUGAAG
Messenger RNA from Cladocopium goreaui, 435 nucleotides. Lineage: Eukaryota; Dinophyceae; Suessiales; Symbiodiniaceae. The record is from the annotation of a GenBank genome assembly.